UGGUGUAAUGUGCUUUAGGGGGCUGGGAUGGGAAGCCAUACAGAGAGUGACAGAGAAAUUACAUUUCUCCGCUUAGUAGCAGAAAGCAGCCUCUCUCCCCCUCUGCAUUGUGUGCUCCGAGCUCGCUGAGAGCAGACCACCCAGAUCCCAUGCCGCAGAGACGCCUGUAGCUGCUCAUCCGCACACAGGGGAGAAAGAAGAGGCUGCCCCAUUCAAGGAAGCAACUAGAGAACCCCAAGGUCCUGCUCCAACUGAGCCCCCUACUCUGGUGUGCUCCCGGCAGUCGUCCCUCCCUCCCAUGCGCUUGUGCAGACUGCUGGUUAGAGGCGGAAGAAGACCGAGGAAGUUUGUCCUGCGCCUCCUGUAUACACAGCUUCCUCUCUGUUCCCUGUUUUACUGGAUGCUCUGUGGGAUGGGUGCAUGCAGCAGGAAGGCCCUGACUUUGCUCAGCAGUGUAUUCGCUGUAUGCGGCCUGGGGCUUCUGGGAAUCGCAGUCAGCACUGAUUACUGGCUCUACUUAGAAGAAGGGAUCAUUCUGCUCCAGAAUCAGACCACAGAGAUAAAGAUGUCCUUACACUCUGGGCUGUGGAGAGUCUGCUUCCUGGCAGGUGAGGAACAGGGACGCUGCUUCACUAUAGAGUACGUCAUGCCAAUGAACGUCCAGAUGACAUCAGAAUCUACUAUCAGCGUACUGAAAAUGAUUCGGUCAGCUACUCCAUUCCCCCUGGUCAGCCUCUUCUUCAUGUUCAUUGGGUUUAUACUGAAUAACGUCGGGCACAUCCGCCCUCAUCGGACCAUCCUGGCUUUUGUUUCUGGGAUUUUCUUCAUUCUCUCUGGUCUGUCCUUAGUGGUGGGUCUAGUCCUGUACAUAUCUAGCAUUAAUGAUGAGAUUCUGAACAGAACUAAAGACUCGGAAACCUAUUUCAGCUACAAGUAUGGGUGGUCCUUCGCUUUUGCAGCCAUAUCAUUUCUACUCACAGAGAGCGCCGGUGUAAUGUCCGUUUAUCUUUUCAUGAAGAGAUACACGGCAGAAGAUGCAUAUAGGCCACACCCAGGAUUCUACCGACCACGUCUUAGCAACUGUUCUGACUAUUCUGGCCAAUUCCUGCACCCCGAAGCCUGGGUGAGAGGACGCAGUCCUUCAGACAUCUCUAGUGAGGCCUCUUUGCAGAUGAACUCCAACUACCCGGCCCUCCUCAAAUGCCCUGACUAUGACCAAAUGUCCUCGUCACCAUGUUGAAAAAUGACAUUGGCAACCGUUUAAAACUGUAUCAGUGUUCUGCAGGACAUGCCAACAUUCAAAAUAUGUUCUAUAGCCCACUCAUCGUGCUCCUUAUCGCUAAUGCCUGAUCUCAACAAACACCUAGCAGAGAUUUACUCUCAUAUAAUGUGCGGUGAGGGUCUUGGCAGUUCAUGUGUUCCACAAUAGGUUAGACGAACCAGUUUUGUACAGUGUAUGGUCUAUAACGUAACCAGAAGACCUGACAUGACAUAACAUUCAAUGUACAGUACAACUCCGCUGAUUACAGUAUGAAUCCAUAUUUUCUUCAAAACAACAUAUUGCAUAAAGGUAUAAUGAGAAAUGUGCUGCUUAUAUCACAUGGUCUCUAGGGAGGUUGGACACAUUCUCAUAGUCGCGUCAAAACAUGGUUACAGCCUGAAGUUUGCUUUGCCCUUGUGCCAUAUUUAUGACUUCAGCUGAGUAGUGUCUGGCUAGUUUUGGUGGACAACAUUGAAUAAAGUGGUAGGCUAUGUGGCCAACACUAUGUAGUUAUGUUAUUAUAUAUCUGUUAGAAGAGUAAAUAUCAAUGUAUCUAGAAUUCAGGGACAUAAGGGAAGCUGAAUUUCUUGUGCACAAUGUCAGAAGAUCCAGUGUUCUAGUUAUUGUACCGUGAGUGGUAAUGUUAAUCCCUUGUGGCGUGUAAUCCCCAGUGCCUCUAUAUAGAGAAGCCUGGAGGAACAGUUGUAAUUGUAGAAUAGUCUCUCAAAACACUUGCUGAUAUAGAUGAGUCGUUAACCCAAAAGUGUAAAUUAAAAUUUGAGAUUGCUCUGAUAACUGAAGCAUUCAGGUUAGUGUUUCAAUGCUAAUUUAGCAAAUUGUUCAUACGGUUCUAUAAAAUCGGUGUGUGCACACAUAAAUACUGCAAAGAUACUGUAGUCUUUAUACAACUAUCUGAAUAUAACUGGGUCAAUAGAGUUCUUACUUUACCUUGAGAUCUUUAAUGUUACCCUGGCUACACCUGAACCUUAAACCUGCAGUAGGUGUAAUUGCAUUGGAUAGUGCACAAAUAGAAAAACCUUCAUGCAGCCUAUCCCCCCACUCUGCCAAGUUUGCCACCAUAUUGGUGAGAGGAAAGUGUGAGAUGCUACAAUAGUGUGAGAGGAGUGGCAAGGAGAAAACACACACACUUCCUGUUCUUAAUGCGUACAGCCACAGAAAUAGUAUAUGCAAGCAGAAGAUGGUAGGAUGCUUUGGAAUUUUUACUAAAAUCUACUGAAAAACAUAUAUAAUCAAUGCUGUCUGAACAUAUUUUACAUAAAAGUACAUUCUAUAGUCAGAUCUGAAAUGAGCGGAACUUUAAUCUUCACACAUUGAAUUUAAUUCCCUGCAGGUGGGUGGAAUUAGUAGCCAGGACUGAGAUUUAGGGUAGUUUUGUAGGUAUGUGGAAUAUAGGAACAGUAGCACUGAAAUAAUGUAAAUUCUAAUUCAGUUUGUGCUAGCGCCCAGAUUAAGGGUAGGGGUUUACUAAACAUAUAACUGUUUGCCAGUGCACUUAAAAGUUUUUGUUCUGCUGUUUUUAUGAACAGGUUAAGUCUUUAGUAAAUCACCAACUAGGUCUGUUAAACAGUUUGGUGAUCAUGGGUCAUUAUUAAAUAAAUGUAUUGCCUUUUAAUAAUGUUUUAUUUGACUGUGUACAAAUUAAGUAUUGUAUUUUAAUAAAUAAAAGCUCAGAAAA
This is a messenger RNA of Pseudophryne corroboree (corroboree frog), 2957 nucleotides long. RefSeq names its product calcium voltage-gated channel auxiliary subunit gamma 5 (gene CACNG5). Bases 299 to 1240 code for a protein of 313 amino acids. NCBI's taxonomy places the organism in Eukaryota, Metazoa, Chordata, Amphibia, Anura, Myobatrachidae. Gene Ontology annotation, biological process: calcium ion transport; neurotransmitter receptor internalization; neurotransmitter receptor transport, postsynaptic endosome to lysosome. Gene Ontology annotation, molecular function: voltage-gated calcium channel activity; channel regulator activity. Gene Ontology annotation, cellular component: postsynaptic density membrane; AMPA glutamate receptor complex. The record is from RefSeq and is a predicted model, not a curated record. The transcript has 6 exons.